AUGUCGGAACUGGGGCUCGAUCAAAAAAAUGAAAUUGCACUUAGAAAUAGCAUCCUUGAGACAAAUGCAAAAAAUCGAUUAAAGGAUCUACUGUUUAAAAGACUCUGCGAUAGCGGUUGGAAAAGCAGGGUCAAAAAACGAUGUAUAGAAAUUAUCAGAACUGAGGAUGAAAAUAAUACUAAACUUGACCAACUAGAAGAUGAAGUACUGGCAUAUGGUCGAGAGAUUAUCCCGGAGGAUGUCAAAAUAGAACUUUUGCAACAAAUUUCUGACUUAUUAGACGAAACAAAAUAG
This is a messenger RNA of Cetraspora pellucida, 294 nucleotides long. Lineage: Eukaryota; Fungi; Glomeromycota; Glomeromycetes; Diversisporales; Gigasporaceae. The record is from the annotation of a GenBank genome assembly.